AUGACUGCCAUUGUGAAUGCCGCUAUAGUUGGGGACUCACAGUGCCGUGGCUGUCAUGAGGGCGAACCUGGAAAUAAGCUGCUCAUCAAACAGAUGCAGGAGGGCUUCGAGAACGUGACCCUGAUCUCGGUCGGACGUCAAAACUUCUCACUUCACCUAAAACAUGAGACUCGCCAAGCGCAGCGUGCUUCUUCAACACUGGCCACCUCAGCACUUCAUGAGUAUGAUCACAAGGACGGUCGCCUCAACGCUGGAGGGAUGGUGGCGAUGGCCUGA
Molecule: messenger RNA, 276 nt
Organism: Penicillium diatomitis
Lineage: Eukaryota; Fungi; Ascomycota; Eurotiomycetes; Eurotiales; Aspergillaceae
Exons: 2
Coding region: 1-276 (91 amino acids)
Source: RefSeq, a predicted model, not a curated record